CCGACACAUUGAAACCAUUUGCGGCAGUUAGGGUCACACACGUGUUGUCAUCGCAUGGAAGUCUGCCACUGUGAAAGUAGCUGAUAGUCGAUCAAAGCUGAGAAUCGAAGAAAAUGUCGUUCAGAGGAGGAGGUGGACGAGGCGGUGGCAGAGGUGGAGGUUUUAACCGUGGUGGAGGAGGUUAUGGUGGAGGCAGAGGCGGAGGAGGAUUUGGUGGCGGCCGAGGUGGUGGAUUCGGACGGGGUGGUGGAAGAGGCGGUUUUAACAGACAGCAAGACUAUGGACCUCCAGAAUAUGUUGUUGCAGUGGGAGAGUUCAUGCAUCCAUGCGAAGAUGACAUUGUGUGCAAGUGUACAACGGAGGAAAACAAAGUUCCCUACUUCAAUGCCCCAGUGUACCUGGAAAACAAGGAGCAGAUCGGGAAAGUGGAUGAAAUAUUUGGCCAGCUGCGAGACUUUUAUUUUUCAGUCAAACUUUCUGAAAAUAUGAAAGCAUCUUCUUUCAAGAAAUUACAGAAGUUUUAUAUAGAUCCAAUGAAGCUCCUCCCACUGCAAAGAUUCCUCCCUAGGCCGCCAGGAGAGAAAGGGCCACCAAGAGGAGGCAGAGGAGGGGGUAGAGGAGGAGGGAGAGGUGGUGGUGGUCGAGGAGGUGGUUUUCGAGGAGGACGCGGUGGAGGAUUUGGAGGAGGACGUGGUGGAGGAUUUGGAGGAGGACGUGGUGGAGGAGGAGGCGGCUUUAGAGGAAGAGGAGGUGGAGGUGGUGGCCGUGGAUUCAGAGGUGGUAGAUGAUCUGACUCUGAGAGUCUGGCGUGGUCUUAUCCUCGUCUUCACCUGCUCCAGCUAAAAGGCUGCAAUCUGCGUCAGAUUGGAUUCAUACGGACAUUACCUCUGUGUAUAGAAUUUAAGUGGAUUUUCUCUUGUUUUGUUUUUGUACCGGUUUUUGAUGAGCAAUGGAUCUUCAUAAUUUUUUAUUUAAAAGGUUCAUAUCCUUGUGCAACAUAGUGGGGACCUUUUCUGCCUGUUAAUGAAGGUUAUUGGAUCCCUAUGUGAACAGGCAUUUCAUUAUCCUGUGCCGAUUUUGGAAAAAUGUUUGAAGAUUUCAGGAAACGCGAUACAGAUGUUUCUUUCUUCACAGCUGUGUGGGGAAUCAGACUUCAUUCAAUGUUGAAAAUAUUUUAAUACAAAAUUUGUAAUUUCUUCAGCCAAAUAUUGUUGCAUUUUUGUUAAAGACCUUCAUUAAAAGGUGCUUUUGAA
Molecule: messenger RNA, 1253 nt
Organism: Mugil cephalus (flathead mullet)
Lineage: Eukaryota; Metazoa; Chordata; Actinopteri; Mugiliformes; Mugilidae
Gene: gar1
Product: GAR1 homolog, ribonucleoprotein
Exons: 7
Coding region: 114-788 (224 amino acids)
Biological process (GO): ribosome biogenesis; snoRNA guided rRNA pseudouridine synthesis
Cellular component (GO): box H/ACA snoRNP complex
Molecular function (GO): box H/ACA snoRNA binding
Source: RefSeq, a predicted model, not a curated record